This is a messenger RNA of Cheilinus undulatus (humphead wrasse), 4190 nucleotides long. Its product is annotated as solute carrier family 25 member 29. The transcript has 4 exons. Gene Ontology annotation, biological process: mitochondrial L-ornithine transmembrane transport. The record is from RefSeq and is a predicted model, not a curated record. Gene Ontology annotation, cellular component: mitochondrion. Lineage: Eukaryota; Metazoa; Chordata; Actinopteri; Labriformes; Labridae. Bases 404 to 1330 code for a protein of 308 amino acids. Gene Ontology annotation, molecular function: high-affinity L-arginine transmembrane transporter activity.
UUGCUACAGAAAUAAACCUCCUUGACAGCCAGCAGAGAGGGUGUCCGCAUUGACUGUAAACGCCACAUCAGUUCAUUGAGUUUCUGUAGGUCAACCGGUGGCUGUUUUUAGAAUAAAUAUAAGAAAAGCUUAACACCAAGUAAGAGAAGGCGGAAGCGUCAGUAAUUCUUAUAGCACACAGAGGAACUAUUAUAUAGCUAACCCCUGCUAGCUUAAAAAGACGCUCACUGAGGUGAAAUUGGCAAUUUAGCUAGUAUUUAACAGGUGGGAGUGAGACUCCGUUAAACGAGGAAGUUAGCGAUUUUGUGAAGCUAUUGCUUUAAUAAAACUAGUUUGAAGUCGUUUUUAUUAAGCUUAGGCGAUUCAAAGUGAUCGUGCGACAAGGUGACGGCAAAGAGGGGCGAUGGACUUCGUUGCAGGAUGCAUCGGAGGUGCUGCUGGAGUCUUGGUUGGACACCCUUUCGACACAGUCAAGGUGCGGCUGCAGGUCCAGAAUAUUGAUAAGCCUCUGUACAGAGGGACCUUUCACUGUUUCCAGUCUAUUAUACGGCAGGAGUCGGUAUUUGGUUUGUACAAAGGCAUUGGAUCCCCCAUGAUGGGCCUGACAUUCAUCAACGCUAUAGUGUUUGGUGUUCAGGGAAACACCAUGCGGCUAUUGGGACAGGACACUCCCAUGAAUCAGUUCCUCGCUGGAGCAGCAGCAGGUGCCAUCCAGUGCGUCAUCUGCUGCCCCAUGGAGCUGGCUAAAACACGCAUGCAAAUGCAGGGAACUGGAGAGAAAAAGUCAUCUAGGAAGCUGUACAAGAACUCCCUCGACUGCUUGGCUCGCAUCUACAACCGGGAGGGUCUGUGGGGCGUAAACAGAGGCAUGUUGACCACGCUCAUCCGAGAGACACCCGGCUUCGGUGUGUAUUUCCUGGCCUAUGAUGUGCUGACGCGCAGCCUCGGCUGUGAGCCAGACGACCGCUACAUGAUCCCAAAACUGCUGUUUGCUGGGGGCAUGGCUGGCAUCGCCUCCUGGCUCUCCACCUACCCAGUGGAUGUGAUCAAAUCUCGCCUGCAGGCCGAUGGGGUGGGCGGCGUUAACCAGUACAGUAGCAUCGCUGACUGCGUGCGACAGAGCGUCAGGAAAGAGGGCUACAUGGUGUUCACACGAGGCCUCACCUCCACACUGUUACGAGCCUUCCCUGUGAACGCAGCCACCUUCGCCACGGUCACCCUAGUCCUCAUGUAUGCUCGGGGGGUGGAGGAGGGACCUAAAGACUGUGAGGCAGCUCAGCCGAGCCACCACACGCAGAUCCAGCAGCAGGCCCAACCCUCAAGCCUGUGACAGCACUUAGGUCAUCCCUGCAACAUGGGAACUUAAAAGAGCAACUCAUUCGUGCAAACCAUGCUGUACCAUCUGACUCUGUUCCUCAUUUCACCAGUCAUUCCCAUUUCAGAGUCAGAAAACAUCCGGUUUGUUUAUACAAACUCCUGUUUUUACAUUAAUUUAAAAAAGGAAACAAAGUGAAAUUUUUUUUUUAGUAAGAAUUUUAUGAAGUGUUUGCCUCUGAUGAAGCAGACUUUUGAAAAGGAUGGUGUUACCUCUUAUAAGAGGGUGAAAUUGAAGCUAUGAGAUUCAUAACAGUUCUAACAGCAGCUUUUAUCUUUGAUAAAUCUAUUUUAUGAAACAGAUCCAGACCUGUUACUGAGCCACUAAACUGAUGGUGUGGCUAGGUUUGAAGAUGAUAUUGCGUACAUUUUUCUUGAAAGUGCAGAUUGAACUGCACCUGUAUAUUUGACUGAUUUUAUGAUAUUUUUUUGUAUGUUGGAACCAUUACUCCUGCCUUAUGAAUGAAAACUUUUGUGAUAGAAAGCUGAAGCACCUAACUUCAUGUGAUCUGUUUCCUCUGAAGAGCCAAGCAAGUGAGAGGGAAUGUAGCAUCUGAUAAGUUUGAACUACUUAUCACGCAUGUAUUUCAAACCAAAAAUCAUACUGCAGCUGUAAUCUAAUAAUCACUGAAGAACUGAUGGUCCAUACUGCUCAUUUCAUUAUUAUUUACAGAAAACCACUGGUUUGAAGGUAAACCCUCUGUGUUUGAAUGAGGACUGUUGUUGGCUUUUAAGUUCAAGUUUUGUUCAGCCAUCUGUCUUGGAAGCACAUCAGUUAAUGUGAAGAUUUGUCAUUCUUGCCUGCAUAGAUGGCAUGGUCCUGAAGACAGACAAAACCCUACAUCUGGUACUGUACUUGUACUACUCUUCUUUUUGUAAAUGUCUCUUUUUUUAAACAUAAAAAAUGAUAUGGUUAUUUCAGGCUAUUUAUUGCUAUGUGGGGCAAACAAAUGCCUCAAACGUUAAAAUAAGUUUUUCACAGUACGUUUAAGUGCAUUCUGGUUGGAAAAAAAGUUCCAACAACCCCCGCAUUUGUACCCAUAAAAAGCCCCAGGACUUUUUUGGCACCAUGUGAUUUAUAAGAGUACUGAAGGAUGGAGUGGCUGAGGCCCUGUCUGCUAGAAAAGCUCCUUCAAGGCUUUCAGAAAGGGUUCUUUUUUUCUGAAGCUUUCCUUUUCAUCUUUAAAGUCAUGCAUGGAGUGUACCUGUGGAGAAUUUUAAAAUUGUUGUCUCCCUAAACUUGACUAAAUAUGUAUUUUUGUGCAUCAAUACUUAGUACUGUACCUAAACAAGCCUUUGGCUUUAAUCUGAAUUAUUUAUUUGACUGAAGUAUCUUUGUUUGCUUUUUAAAAUGCAGGUGUUGAGUGGGAAAUGUCUGCUUUUUGCAUUUGCAUGAUUAGUUUCCUGUUGUUUUUUUUGUGUUUUUGUCAGAUUUUUUUUUUUUUUUUGCUGUAAAGUCUAUGUAUUGUCUAUAUUUGUGACAGCUUUUCCCAGGUCUAAAACCAGCAGCAGUUUCAAACUGCUGUCAUUUAUGUCCAAAUUUUGUCUACACCAGAGGUGUCCAAACUAUGGCAUGGGGGCCAAAUGCAGCCCACAGUCCAUUUUUGAUUGGCUGCAGCAAAUUCUAGAAAUAAAAUGAAAUAAGAAAAUUUAGCUUGUGCUCAACUGUUUUGUACUUUUAAGUUUCAGUACUCGGCGGUACUACCAUGUUGAUUUUGUAAACAAACAUUUUGACAAGAAGAUAUCUUGAUUAAUAAUGUCCUGGUGGAUUAUUGCAGCAAAUAGCAACACCAGCAGCACUUCAGGGGUGGAGCCAGUAGUAGCCAGAGCCAAACAGGACCCCCCAGGCUCUCCCAAAUCCUGAAAAUGACUGUCUAUUUGCCUUGUCAGCCAUAAACAAGCCAUUUAGGUGUAUAAAAUCGAUCGCUAAGCAUGUAUGAACUUACAGUGGAUUGGUCCUACUAAAAUACGCUCAAGGCGAGGAAUGUGAAAAUGGCCCCACCAUUCUUAUAUAUUUCUGUAUGUGGCCCUCUUUCGAAAAAGUUUGGACACCCCUGGUCUACACUUUAUGACCAAAGUCAGUGGACAACUGAUAUAAAGUUAAAUGUCAAAUUUCAACUGUAAAAGCUGAAAUACUGUUCAAUCCGGUUGCAUUAAGGAGACCAAGACCACAAUCUCUCCUCUGACUUUAGGCGAUUUAGUGUCCGAAAGGGUGUUUGAGGGCAUGAAGUCAAAGAUGCACUGAAACUUUUGGGGUAUCAUGAAUGUAUGCACUCACUAUCAGUUCUGAAGCCCUGCUGUUUAAAUGUUGGAGUCCUUUUUGAAAUGCUGCUGAGAAACUUGAAAACCUGCAUUCUGGUUUGAUGCUGUGUGAUGAUUAAUCAAAGUUGGAAAUAUAAAAGGGAUAUUUGUUUUAUCUGUUACUUAAACUUAAUAACUCCACCUUCAAACAGCGACUGUUAUCUAUGUUACAAUGAUGUAGAUUAUGUCUCAGACUUGGUGGUUUUAUAACAAAUAUUCAGUCCAGCUGUUGUGAAAGAUGCAAUAUGUACAGGAUGUAAAUAUUAAUACAAUAGAGCAUUGAAAUGGUUAUGUAAAUAUAUUUACAUAUAUAACAUAUAUUUUCAGUCCAAAGUAGUCGUGUGGUGCCCCGAAUGUUUUUGAAGACUUGGUGUGAGCAGUUUGCAUUAGCUCUUUAACUGCAGAGAUUAUAUAUGAUAAACUCAGACUUGAUAUUUUUGUUACAUAGUCAAACAUAACCUAUUUGUCUACAUUUGUCACUAAGGAUCUGUACAAAUGGAUCAAUAAAACUCAUU